UCUAGCUGGUUUAUUCACCGAGUCAGUAGUAGCACCGCAUUUAGCCAAAAGGGAGCCUGAGCGCGCGCGCACGCACACACACACGCACACGCGCGCACACACACACACGCACACUCAGCGGACGCUGAGGACGCAAAAAGAGAGUUGCAAGAGAGAAGCAAAGACAUCCUCAGCCAGCUCAAGAGGGUCAGUUUCCUCGUUGUUUUGAGAUCCUUGAUAUGACCCUCUUUAGCCCGAGAUACAUGAGCAUGAGUGGAGAGUUGAAGUCCAGCCGCUCCAGGGCAGCGAGUAAGAGGGCCAGCAACACCAUUUAUGGAUCCGAGUUCGACCUGGACUGUGACAGCUACCACGAGGACUACAAUGACAGGGCGUAUGACUACCAACGUGUGCCGGCAUCGCUGUCGCCUCUGCCCGUCGGACCCGGUCCGGCCAAGCGAUCCCGUUCCUCCUCCUACUCCUCUGGGAACAGACGCAGUCGAGACAGAACUCACUUCAAAAGCUCCAGAGCCCACUCCACAAAUUCAUCCGCAGCCAAGUUGGGCAUGCAGGAGCUGCAGGUGAUUAAAAAGGAGCUGACUCUGAUAAAGACACAGAUCGAUGGGCUGCUCGACAAUCUUGACAAAAUGGACACAGAGAGGAACGACAGCAAAGGUUCUCCCCUGAGAGAGGACAGUCCAGCCGGCUCACUGUACGCUCUGUCUGCCAGCAGCCCCGAGCACUCCCUCUCCUCCCUCUCUCCACCCAGCUCCCGCCAUCGAAUCCGCAGAGAGAAACCGGACCUGAGGGGGCCUGGUGAUGAACACCACACGAUGAGCAACUACAGCUCUGACCCAGAGGAGGGAAUAUGAGGGAGGAACAUGAGAAGACAUAGAAGACAUGUAUUAAGUGCCAAACAUGGAGGAGGAGAAGAACAGCCGACACUGAAAUUAUCAGAUAUCACGCUACAUGUAUGUCAUUGUGUCACAACAGCCUGGUUUCUGUGAGAAUAAUUUCAAGUCAAAAUAAAACAUUGACACAGAUGACUUAUAUACAUUAAGUACAAAUAUAUCUUAUUAGUAAUGAUUUGUAAAGUUGGCCUGAGAGAGUGAGACAGUAAUCAGAAAGGACAACUGGAUAAACUGUAAUGAAUUCAACUUUUUUUAUUUUACCGCCUACGGAGCCAUUCCUAUUAUAUUUUAAAAGAGGGUCUACACAAAUGCUUAGUUUCCAAUAUUAAUCCAAACACUACAAAAUUAAUCGAAAUAAGUCACAUUUUAAACAUUGUCUUAGUAGUUUAAAAAUUGAUUUUUUCACGCAGCAAAUGCCAGCAUCAGACUUUACAUAUGGUAAUACUUUAGAAUAAUAAUGUAUGUGUCAUGUUAUCAGAGGUGCUGCAACAUUCUGCUGCUUCACCAGUGUCUCCCAAGAAAUAAAAUUCUUCUACUUGAAUAAGAUUACUUAGAAACAAUAUAGAACCAACAAUAUUAAUGAAGCUAGGGCACUUAUUAACAACAUUAACAACAUACUUACAUAUUAUAAUUUUCAAAAUAAUGGUAUAACUGCAAUUACUACUGGAAUUUUACAUGUAAUGUAAAAGCAAAACUUGUGAAAACAAAGGAAAGCGCUACACUCUCAAACUUGAUCUCAAUGGGGCUUUUUGUUGACGCUCAGCGCUCCCUUUCCCUCUAUUGUACACGAGAAUUCAGCUGGACAAAGUUAACAUUGGUUAGAUUGAAGAGAUUGAAGUGUAACGCUGAUCAUUCAGUUGACAGGUUGUUUUCUGCGUGUAUCUGUAUGCUGUAAAAUGUGUUGAUGAAAUGUUACUACGGUCUUCCAUCAUGUAUUUGGCACUUUUUAGACAUAUUGUGUAUUAUUGUAAACUUUACUGUAAUUGUUGACGUGUCUGAUUUGAAUCUUGCUUUAGGACUUCUCAUGACUUAUUUUUAAAAGAAAACAAUGCUGUUAUUCCUAUGGUGUUACAUUUUUUUUGUUUGCAUUCUUCAGAUUAGCCAAGUGGAAAUACAAGUGAAAUACUCAGUCCCAGUAGUAAAGGUAUUUUCCUAUGGAGUAUAAAUACAGUACAUGAAAGUG
Molecule: messenger RNA, 2070 nt
Organism: Pungitius pungitius (ninespine stickleback)
Lineage: Eukaryota; Metazoa; Chordata; Actinopteri; Perciformes; Gasterosteidae
Product: heterogeneous nuclear ribonucleoprotein C
Exons: 7
Coding region: 219-848 (209 amino acids)
Cellular component (GO): nucleus
Molecular function (GO): RNA binding
Source: RefSeq, a predicted model, not a curated record